Styela clava is the source of this 3075-nucleotide messenger RNA. RefSeq lists its product as uncharacterized. NCBI's taxonomy places the organism in Eukaryota, Metazoa, Chordata, Ascidiacea, Stolidobranchia, Styelidae. The record is from RefSeq and is a predicted model, not a curated record.
CCAUUUUAUCCGUUGUCUUAUUUUCUGGCGGAGGAUAAUUAUUGAAUGAUAUUCUAGUUACAUUUUUUGCGCAUAGUUACGAACGUCGAUAUCUAAGUUCUUCAUAGAAAAUGUCGGUUCAAUUGUCUUAGUACAGACGAAAUUUCCCCCUGAAUAGGACUGAUAGAUACUUGUAGUAUAUUGUCUUUAUUAUUUAAUAUUGUAACUUUAUUCUACAAUAAGCAGUGAAGCAAUAGUGAUCAACCCAUAAUGGGUUGUGGUUCAUCACAAGCUGUUAAAGUUGGUAGUCACAGUGGUCUGGAAAAUAGUUCGAGUAAUGGAUGGACUAAAGGCAAUUUGAUGAAAGAUUUUGAUUCGGACGAAGUAUUUCGGGAAGCAGACGUGAUAUCAACAAAUUCAACAGAAAUAAUUGGACGUCGAACGUGGAGUUGUGAUUCGGACAGUGAUAAAAAUGGUUAUAAUACAACAUCAUCAUUACAAAAAUCAUCCGGCAAAAACGGCACUCCGGCAUCAAAUGCAAAUAAUACUGCGACAAACAAAAACAAUGUACAAAGUCCGGAAUUAUAUAGAACUCAAAGUCCUGGUAAAACUCCUGGAAAUAUGGACCUCAAAGAAAGAAUUGAUAUUUUAUCACAAAGACGAAGGAGUUUACAAUUUGAAAUUGGUCGUGAUUCGAAUACAAGUGACAAUUUUGAUUAUUUACAUGCUAAUGGUAAUGGAAGUCCUAUGCUACAAGGUUCGUCCAAGCCGCCUGCUCAAGAAUUUCCAAAAAGAAGAUCAAUAUUCCCUCCACCUCCCGAUCGCAGUGAAAAUCCGUCACCAUUUGGAACAAGAGCCAGGUAUCGAUUAACCCUCACAGAUAGCCAGAAGGAAUUUUUCAAAAUGCUUGACGAAAAAAUUGCCCAGGGUAAAGAUUAUUAUUCCGAAGACGAAAAGUCUAUUUCGUCUCUUGUGUCUCGCAGUGGAAGUGGGAGACUGACACGUAUUCUCGCGUCCUUACGACCACAGCAUGCCAGGUGACAAUGCAACUACAUGCCUGCUCGCAACGAUAUGAAUCAGAAUAGCCGGAUUUGUCAGAGACAAAGUUCUAUUGGGGGACGAGGAGCUUGCACUACGAAAUAUGAUUAUUUAAUAAAUCUUUGUGUAUACAUGAAAAGCACCAGCGACGGUGAAAAAGGCUUGGUAGCCUCAUACACAACAUGUAUUUAGUAGUCUCAUCAACACACAUUCAACGUUGGCAACCGGAGCAAUCAUUCGCCAUAAAUACGAUUUAUUUGCUUUCCAGUGUUUCGUAACAAAGGCAUUGAAAUGAAAUCCACAUGUCAUCAAGAAACAAUUUAUCAUUCAAUAUAUUUGCACCAUGAUACAACAGAUACUGGUAAUUUGUUACUCAGAUAGGUUUGCAUCGUAUCGAGUAUUAUCUCCCAAAUAUUAGGAAGUUUGAUACAAAUCAGUUUGCUUGUAUUCAAGGCCAUUCAGUGUAACUUGUCGGGUUGAGCAAUUUAAUUCGGAGUAAUUGAUUCUAAUAUUUUUAAACUAAAUUUUUGUAAACAAUCAGCAUGAUUAUGGUUUGGUAAAACGUGGACACGUUUAGUGACUUUUCAUCACUCAACUAACGCUUUCCUUUCAACAGUGUUCAAUAUAACUCCAACAGGGUAGGGUGAUGACCUGAUUAUCAAAAUUCCGCCUAAAUAAAUAACCUAGUAAUUGAAUGAAAACGGAUUUGUAUCUGGUAAUGUAUAAUAUAUAUAUAUUUUUUUAUUGAGUGUUUUGGAAACCGAAAUAGUAUAUUUUCAUUGCGUUAUUUUUUCCACCGCACAAUCCAUGGCUUUUUUCAUCUUUUGCUAUACUCGAAUAUUUGCUAUAUAUAUUAGACAUUUUAUAUCAGGUAUUCGAAAUUACAUUUGAAUCUAGUUUUAUAAACUUCAAAUUACUAUUUAAGGAGGUUCAAAACAAACAAAAAAUUCGACUUCCUAGUUUAGCCAAACCACUAAACAUCCUCUAGCUCGUUAUAUUGAGCUAUUUAUAAAGAAUUCGUACUAUUGCGGCAUAAGUACACUUUUGUUAAUGUACUUUUUUAGAACAACAAUGUCUGAAAAUUUUUAUGGUCACCUUUUUUGUUAUAUUCAGUUGAUUUUAUAUUACGUCAUAUCCGUAAAAUAUUUAAUCGCACUUGUGACUGAAGUUGCACUGUACUCAAGCACAACUGUUAAAUUAUUUACAUUUUCAUAUAUUUGCCUUUAUCCUUCUUUUAUCGCACUUGUGAAAAUUUUUCGUUGAAAUUGCUACUUUAUAAAAUAUAAUAAUUUUUUUUUGUAUUUUUCUUUCACAUUCAUUUGACACGGAUUUUGCCAAUCCGAAUUCUGCAAAUUUCAUUUUUCUCAUUAAUAUGAUUUGUAUUGUCAUUGCUCAUUUAUCAUUCAAAAAUACGAAAGAAUCACUAAAUGUCGAGAAUGCCCCAUCAGUAAGAUUACUAUUUGAAUACAGUAAAUUCUGAAUUAGUUUUAGUCGAUUCAACCAUUUGGCUAUAGUGUCAGUCGACAUUUUUAUAUGCCAAUUUGAGUUGACACAAGGUUACCACAUUAGACCUUCAUUAUUGUUGCUGGUUAAAAAUAUGAUCCCAUGUCCAACACCUCAUUUAAGAAGUAAUCAAUUGGCUAGGCUGUGCCAAAUUUUCCCAUGUCUACAGCUUUUCGGAUUGAAGUUAGAUUGGUAUCAUAAAGCCGUUUUUAUUUUGAAAUCUCCCUAUGCCAAUGGGCAGGGCAAAACUACAUUCUUGCAUAACCUACCACUGUAGCCGAAAACAAUUUCAAGCGGUAAAAACAACAAAGAAGGCGCUACACUAUUAUAAACUAAAUCUACGCUGACGCUGUUGUUUUUGCAUUCUCUUUCAUCACUGAAGUAUGUUGCAAUAUAUAUCAUAAAUUUUUCUUUAAAAACUCUUUUCCAAUCCGUUCGGCGUUGUGCCAACGAUAUUUGCACUGUGUCACAAUUUUAAACGUGAUUCAUGCUUGAUCGAGUAUAGUUUAUGGUGCUUCUUUUUGAUAUUCUUUAACGACAAUAAAUAAUACUCGU